GCAAGACGGUAAAGCGCGUUGGAUAAAACGACGUCCAACCUACGUCACUGGUAGGCAAGCGAGUCUUGUGAUUGAUACGAGCCGGAGCAGAUCCGCGAUGACUAGUGCGGAAAGUCAGGGCGACGUCUUCGACCUACCACGUCCUGAAUGGUGCCAAUCUUUUUUUAGUUCUCAUAUGUUGCACUCACAGCCCAAGGUAAACAUCGGAGAUCUCGGAUGCUGCCACAGAGGCGACGGACUGGAUUCGAGCCAUGGAGCAUCAAGAUCAGAACGAAGGUUGCCGGUCGUCUCGAUCGAUCGUAUGCGCAGAGCUUCUUCGGAAUGCUGAAGCACAGGCAAUUCAAAUGGACGCGCUCAGCAGGCUCAAGUACCUGUGCUCUUCUGAUCUGUGCAAUUUUGCUGAGGGGUGGUAGCAAUGUCAUCCGCGCCAGCUGUAUCCCUUCCAGGAGGCAAUGUCUUGGGGAGGCGUCGUCAUUAGGCAGGCCCCACAAUCGACUCACGCACUACUGCAUUAGAGCGUUCUAUGUGUGCGUCGCCACGCGCCGCCACACUCGCAGCUUACAUGUGAUGUGUCAUGGAUGUCACGGCGUCAAAGAGUUAGAGAGUUGCAGCAGCAGCAGCAAGCAGUGUUGCGCGCGGGACGCUGACGAGUGGAACUUGGCACACGCGAGUCAUCACAUGCUCGUGACUUUGCAGAAGCAUGGGUCCAGUGGUCAGGCUGUAUUCACCUGGAUGUGAAUCGGGACCGGCCGGGCUACGCCCCGGGUGAGAAUCACGACUAGUCAGUCAUCACAUUUGAGUCAAAAGCAGUCAAUAGCCACGGAGUCUAUGACUCUGUGAUCGCGACUGAUUAGCGCAAAUUAGGCGACAGGGCUGCUGGUGCGAUUACUCGGCUGUUCAGAGGGU
Molecule: messenger RNA, 906 nt
Organism: Ceraceosorus guamensis
Lineage: Eukaryota; Fungi; Basidiomycota; Exobasidiomycetes; Ceraceosorales; Ceraceosoraceae
Exons: 2
Coding region: 217-738 (173 amino acids)
Source: RefSeq, a predicted model, not a curated record